AUGGAAGAACGGGAUCGUGAAGAUGCUUUGCAGUUAGCACCAUUGAACUUUAGUGGGCUAACAAAUAAUGUUUCAAUGAUAGUCAGCAAUGGUGAUACAUAUCAGCAUAGUAUCAUGACAGCUGGGAGUAAUUGGAUUCAUAAUGUCCCCAUACCUCAAUGGAUACACUGCCAAACCCCUCAAAAUUAUGUCGAGUUUCUCGCAGAGAAAGGGUUCCCUGAAAUCCAGAAAAAUGUAUCCUAUGACAUUUCUGCUGAAGCAUCUAAUUUUGGACAGGUCUAUCCUUCUCAAGUGGAAGGAUAUUCAAUGCCGCAGGGUGAGUGGGCUCAGGUAAUGGAUUUCACAGGCAUGGAGCAUCAGCUUGGUGUUCAGAAACAAGAUUGGAAUGAAGAAUAUAGUAAUGUUUCUCAAGCUAAUUCAGGGUUGGGUGCUGCUGCAGCAAAUAAUUCUUCUGAAACCCGUCGUAAAAUAUCAAGACAGAGAGCUUAUGCUUCUGACCGUUGUCGCAGGUUGAGGAUUUCAGAGAGGAUUUAUGCAUUGCAGGGAUUGCUGCCACAUUCUAAAGAGGGUGGUAGAGCAUCUGUGCUGGAUGAUAUCAUUGACUAUAUCAAAUAUUUGCAAUUUCAAGUGAAGGAUUUGAGCCGAAGCAAAUUGGAACGUGAAUCAACUUCUAGUCCUUUUAUAUUCCUUGAGGGAUAUGGCCAUUACUUCGUUAAUGAGCAGAUGCUCCACGAGCCUCUUGAAGAGAUGAUGGGAAAGUUGUUUGAGGUCAAUCCCUCAGCAGCCACUGAACUAUUGCAUAGCAGGGGACUUUAUGUGACGCCUAUGGCUUUUGCAGAAGGAUUCCAGAAACCCGUAUAG
Fraxinus pennsylvanica is the source of this 861-nucleotide messenger RNA. NCBI's taxonomy places the organism in Eukaryota, Viridiplantae, Streptophyta, Magnoliopsida, Lamiales, Oleaceae. The record is from the annotation of a GenBank genome assembly.